AUGGACAACGUCGACGAGGAAUAUGACCGGCUCGUUGAACACCUUCACGACUGCACGAAGAAAGCUGAGAGUUUUAAAACCACCACGAGACGCCUAUCUCUUCAAAUUCCUGAGCUGAUACGCCAGCGUGGAGCUGCACGAGCUCCAGGCAACCUAGAACUCACGUUCGAGCUCGCAAGGCAUUGCACAGAGGCGAUAAAGGAAGACCUUAAAGAGAGGGGAACGGUCAAGAGGUACCCGUAUGAUGUGUCGCCACGUAUCCAGGAGGCUAAUAAAAAAAGUAGUCACUGGCGUGUCAAUCCACUUUGGGUGCGCCAGCGCGUUUUACUGGAAUUCGUUUUUCGUUAA
Necator americanus (New World hookworm) is the source of this 348-nucleotide messenger RNA. RefSeq lists its product as uncharacterized. The transcript has a single exon. The record is from RefSeq and is a predicted model, not a curated record. The coding region runs from base 1 to 348 and encodes 115 amino acids. NCBI's taxonomy places the organism in Eukaryota, Metazoa, Nematoda, Chromadorea, Rhabditida, Ancylostomatidae.